Molecule: messenger RNA, 3773 nt
Organism: Wallemia mellicola CBS 633.66
Lineage: Eukaryota; Fungi; Basidiomycota; Wallemiomycetes; Wallemiales; Wallemiaceae
Product: WD40 repeat-like protein
Exons: 2
Coding region: 1895-3277 (460 amino acids)
Cellular component (GO): small-subunit processome
Molecular function (GO): snoRNA binding; protein binding
Source: RefSeq, a predicted model, not a curated record
UGUUCACGCCCUUGUACACCAUCAACACUACCAAUUUCACAUCCAGGAAAUUGGGGUUUUACAGCAUUAUUAAGAUGCCCAACUUGAGCUUGAUAUGGUGUGAUAAUAGCAAUUUGAGAAUCGCGAACACCAGCAUGCACCAAAUCUUGAACCUUCCGCUUAAUGAUCUCAACUUCAUUCUCAUUGUAUUUACUUCCUUCCUCUACUGCGCCCUUUUUCAUCUCUUCGGAGUCAAUUCUCUCGAAGAAGUCAUAUCCAUCUGUGUCUAUAAAGACCAACGGUGAGCUCAGCUCUACUUCGUCUUUUUCUGUAUCAUUGUCGACAACAUUAGGGAGUUCCAUUAGUGUGCGCUUAGAGACUGCUUCGUAUGCCGUUAAUUUACUGUUGUACAUUGCUUCUGAGGGGUAUUUCAUGAUCAUAUCGUGCAUUCUAUACUGUACGCUAAGUAGGCACUUGAUAGAGUUCCCGUGUAUUCCAAUCAAUCUCUCGAAAAGGGACUCCUCGAGGGAUUUUAACGGCUUCAAUGUUGGUUGUGUAGGUGCCACUCUGGAUAUCUUACUGGCGGCAUUUCCAUGUUCACUUAUGUUAACCUCAGCAAGCUUAUCAGAUAUUUCCUUCUCUUUCUUCGUUUUAGGCUCUUUUGGAAUGAUCUUCAUCCUUUCUUUCUUCUUCUGACCGGGACGAGCUAAAACAGUUGGGGGAAGCUGCAAAGGAUCACCAGCCUAUAUGGAUAAGUCAGAAAUCACCCAACUCAUCACAAUACUCACCAGGAUCAAUUUCUUUGCUUUAAGGACAGGUAUGAGACAACUUGGUUCCAAAGCCUGAGUGGACUCAUCUAUAACGCAAACAUCAAAUUCUUUUUGAUGCUGAAGUUGUCUACCACCGGCACCAUGCAGAGUACACAAGACAACCUUCGCCCGUGUCAUAAGACUAUUGAGAACCCCUAUUGAGCGCUUUCGGUGUUCCUUUCGUAAUUCUUUGACCUCAUUCCAGGCAUUCUUUCUUUUUAGCUUCCCCUUGAUCCUACCGUCUUUCAAAUCUUUCAUUAGGUCUUCUAACUCUUUUUUGACAUCUUUGACAAUCUCAUUCUGGUGUGAAUGUGAAGUCUGAUACUCGAGUGUCUGAGUUUGUAGGUUGUUUAGUAUACGCGCUGGAUGUCCUAAUCUAGUGACUGGGAUAUUAUAAACAGAUAACCUCUCUAGGAUGUUAUCGACCGCCAGAUUGGAUGAACCACAGACGAGGAUCCGCUUAUCUUGGUUGAUAAGUUGUCUGAUGAUCUCGAUAAGGGUAUAAGACUUCCCGGUACCUGGUGGGCCGUGAAUUAGGGCCAAAUGGUCAGCUUUGAGUGCCAAAUUGACCGCAUCUCUUUGUGAUUGAUUAAGAGUAUUAUCUAAGUAUUCGCUAGGUGAUUCUUGAAAGAAGGUGGGUUUCCUCAGACCAAAUAUAGUCUCCAUUAGCGGGUUCAAUUGGUUAGAUUGAUCGAUAGUGUCGUAUUUGUCUAUCGUUUGGAGCAAUCUAUUGUAGGUUGAUUCAUCCUGCAAUUUGACAAGGUAGAUAGGGGAUGGUAGAUCAAUUUCAUCCUUAUCGAUUGAGACUUGUAUGCGUCUGUUAUCUGCUGAGUAUACGACGCCCCUAAGAAGUUCUGUGUUCUUUGUAUCGACUAUAGCGGCUAGAUCGCCAUUUCUAGUAGCUUCAGAUGAUGAAAGUAGCUAAUAAAGAAGCUGCUCACCUGAAGUUCUGCUGCUGUGUGGUGACAAGACUGAGAAGCAACUUUGAGUUGAAUGAUAAGGAAAUGCUAGCCAAUUCGACAGAAAUUUUGCUAACAAUCUCAUUUUUGAUUUCCUCUAAUUCAUCCCUCAAUAAUCGCCUGUAACACUCCCAAACUUCAUCCAUCAUGUCUUCUGUAGAGAGUUUGAGUGAUAAAGAAGAAGAAGAAGUCUACAGCAGUUCAAGUGAAGAAGAAUACGACGAUAGUCAAAAUAAGCGGAUAAAACUCGCUAAGGAUUACCUCAACAGCAUCGAAGAAGACGACGUUGAGGGCACUUUGAAUAAGGAUUUGCUUGAGAAAUCUAACAAAGUUAAUAAAUACUUGGCUGAUCACAUAACACUCUCGACAAAAUCUUAUAAACAAAAGCUAACACUCACCCACUCAAUCCUCACUUUCUCUCGAAACGAAGCUUAUUUUGUCUACGCUUCCAAGGAUAACACAGUCACUCAGUUCAACUUUUCAACUAAGCAGAAGCAUAGACUACCAACCAGGAAUCCACUCUGCUUGGCCACCUCUCCUUGCUACAAGUGGCUAGCUGUCGGUACAGCUAACAAGAAGGUCGACAUAUACAACACACUCACCUCCCCAUUUUCUUUAGUGACUACUCUACCGGGUUUCAAGGAUGCUGUAUCUGCACUCGCGUUCAGACAGUCAACACCAACAGCGCUCUUUGCAGCCAGUUUAGACAGAACUAUCAAAGUCUACUCCUUCCCUUCGAAUCCACCUGAUAGUCCUUCAUACGUAGAAACGCUCUAUGGUCAUCAGGAUCAAAUUUACGACUUAUCUGUCCUCCGCGCAGACAUAGCAUUAAGUGUUGGGUGCAGGGACAAAACAGCCCGUUAUUGGAAAGUUGUCGACGAGUCACAGCUCGUCUUCAGAGGUGGCGGUAGAUCGAAGCUCAAGGAUAUGUUGGACGGUGCAAUCGAUUUUGAUGCUCAGGGUAUGGAAAUUGAUGGCCAGCAGCAGCCACAGAAAUCUACAACCUACGUAGAGGGUAGUCUUGAUUGUUGCACAAUGGUAGACGAUCAGCAUUUCCUUACAGGUGGUGACUCCGGUAAUAUUAGUUUAUGGAACACUGGUAAAAAGAAGGCAAUAUAUACUAAUUACAUAUCCCACGGCAUUCACCAACACCACUCUGAGACAGAGGGUAUUAUCAACCAACCUAGAAGCAUAACCUCAAUCAGGAGCUUGCCAUAUUCAGACUUAUUCGCCUCUGGAUCAUACGACGGUUGGAUUAGAAUCUGGAAAUUAGACAAACAGCUCAAAUCAUUCGAGAAAUUGACAGAAAUUGAAGCAAAGGGUUUCAUAAACUCAUUACAAAUAAUACAACCACCGAGAGGAAUAAUAAACUUAUCGAAUGAAGAACGAGAGACUAGUAAAAAAUCAACAGAUGAGCUGGUCAUCGUCGCUGCAACUGGCCAAGAACCACGGAUGGGCAGAUGGACAAAGCUGCCAUCGUCUCAAGCAAAGAACGCAAUAGUUGUAUCACAUACAAAAUUACAAUCUUAGAUAUUUCAUAAAAUGAUUAAUUUAUAACUUAUAUUUACAAACAAACUUUAGAGUGAAUUUUUUUACAAUAUAUUAGAGUUCAUCUACGAAUCUGAUCUUAGUACCGCCAGCAACCCUUUGUAUGAUAUCCAAUCUCUCAUAUUCGUUGAUGGUAUCCAUGAGAGAAUCUUCUGUGAAUCCCUUAGCCAGAACUCUAUCCCUGACAUCGCGAAGAUUGAGUUCGAGGAGUUCAUCCUCAUCUGCAUCACCUUUACCAGCUGCAUUGAUGCGACGGAGAUCUCUCAUUAUUCUCCAGAUCUUUGAUGUGGAUGUCAUAUCAUUGUCGGCACGGUUACCGUCUUUAGAUUCAUAGAGUGAGGCUUUGGAGACAUCCAGCAAGCGCAAUGCUUCAUCAACAUCUGCAGCUUCGACGACAUCCGCAAAUCUCAAUCUCGAGAGUGCUUGUGAGAGACGGAGGACACCCAAGAGUGUACGUGCUGAGGUAUAAGUAAAUCCU